AUGUCACCAAAUAGGUUGCCACGACGAGCCAUGGUUACCGAGGUGGGUACUGAGUGGAAAGAGUUAAGAGUAGCCAAACUACAACCUGAUAGAACUUUGCGAUCCACUGUCCAACUUUCCGCUCCUGUAUUUGAUGAUGUUGGCCGCAACGAGUUAUCCCCACGUUUGAAUGGGAUAAACGCUAUCAGGCGACCUCUCGAUGAGGGGUCUCGUCUCGGUCUGCGACGAAUCGAUCGGGCCGUAGUAGCAGAGACCAACGUAGCUCCCCGAAUAACCAGUGCCACUACCGCUGCUUUUAACUCUGCACCGGCUCAGGCCACACACGACAGCCUUGUGUCCUCGGAUUCGCCGCACCUACCCCUCGUGUUCAUCCUGGUCGUUGUCAUAGUCUGUGUGGCUAUAUUUAUUAUUCUAUUGGUUUCGGCUUCCCAGGAUGAUACACGAACAUCACCCCAGUCUCUACGGUUCGGAUCCAAGGUUCAUUGGUCUGAUUUGCUCGUGAAUAAACAACAAGACGAAAACAUUUUGGUGUGNUAUCAGAAGCAUGGUAGUCGAUCUGCUCUAGCCAGACGACCGGACCCCGAGACGAAUCAGGUGAUUGAGGACAAGGAAUCGGCUGAGGAAAAUCUAACCAACUCCAGUGGGCUGGGUGCAUCAUCAAAACCGCAAACAGUUGGACACGGAGAAGGACCCGAGGCUCCAAUCGAACAGGGUCAGACUGUCGCAAGCAGACCACUUUUGAAGCCGUGCUACGGUUGUUUGGAUUGUUGCCUUCCAACCGCGGUCCGUGCGCGUGCUGCCACCGAUUUGGCUGUGCUUCAGUCCACCACGGCCGCUUGUCCUAGUUUAGAUGAUUCUGAGCUGGACACCAGCACGGCAAAGAUCGGUUCGUUGCCCUCAUGUGCUACGCCGGUUCCCAUUCCGUUUGGCAAACUCAAAUCCGCACCGCACAGUAUUACGGAUCUCUCAUGUGCUGAGCCGUCCGUAUCUCCGUCGCUCGCUUCUCGUCGACGCGCUGUCCCACCGCCUCCUUUGUUGCACACCGCGAUGCCGUCAAUUCUCACACCCAGUCCCCCCAUUCAGACGAGAGCUAUUCCAGUUCAACCGUCAAAAAAUUCACAGUAUCGUCCUGGAUCUCCCAGUGAAGCUGAUUGGUUGAAUCAUUCUGAAUGCCNNAAUGCCCUGUCUCCACUACGGGACCGGACCCGACGUGGAUCGCAUACCUCACUCACUUUAUCCUUGUCCCCAUCUGUCGAGACCCCACUGGCUCCUUGUUCUGCUGGUUUGAUCUCGACUGAUCAUGAUGCUCCUCUUGCUGCGACCAGUUUGGAUGAAACUAGUGUCUGCGUCGGAUCUGAAAUGGCUCUGCUUGCGGAUUCGCGAUUAAGUUCAGCUGCCGUUCAUUCAGGGGGUCAAUUCUGUCCAUCUCAGCUAGCUGAAUCGUCAUCUGACUCAGCCGUGGUUCUAGCGGACCCCGAGCCAUGCGUGCACGAUACACAGCACGCACAAGAUCCAUCGUCUGAGGAGUUGAAAAACUCUAAUGACCGAGGGCCUAGUUCGUCACCACACGGGAACGACUCGCGUGAUCCGUUGGUUGAUCCGAUCACUCAGCGACUAGCUCAUCCACUGUGUCAUUACUAUCAUCAUCAUCAUCACCAUCAUCAUCAUCACCAUCAUCAUUACCAUCAUCAUCACCAUCGGCAUCAUCAAUUUCAUGGAACUUAUUGUCGAACGGAUAACAAUUUGCCUUGUCCACACGGCAGUCAAUCAUGUCAACGCAGUCGAGAUGUGGAACAGCUGAUGAAUGCAUCCCAACCGAUGACGUGCGAAGAAAUGCUGGCCAAAUUACGGGAUAACGCGUCUUCUUUGUCCGCAGAAUUCUGGAAUAUACCAAUGAAUCAUGCCAGCAAGAAGGACCUACCUAUUUCGGGAAUCGGACAGAAAAAUCGAUACCAGUCUAUUCUUCCAAACUUCGCAACGCGCGUGGUUCUACCCACAAUCAACAACGAUCCGGCCACCAGUUACAUUAAUGCAAAUUACAUUCGAGGAUACGCCGGUCAGCCGAAUGCGUUCAUUGCUACUCAAGGCCCCAUGUCCCAUACUGUGGGUGAUUUUUGGCGCAUGGUAUGGCAUUCCCGUGCCCCAGCGAUUGUGAUGAUAACCAAAUUGGUGGAGAAGCGCGAUAUCAAAUGUGAGUUGUACUUACCAAAUAGCCCAAUGGAUGAGGCUUUGUCCGCCGUGCAAAUUACUCCUGUGUCCAGUGUCAGUCAAACGGGCAGUAGCUUCAGCAGUAGUAGCCCACUGUCAUCCGUUUCACACUCGGUCUCGAUAACGGAGUCGAGCGGUGGAGUAUCGCAUCCGGUAAAACGUUCCGGCUGUCUCAGUGAUAGCGGUGUGACCAGUAUGGAGGAACGAUGGGAUACGCUGGGUUUGAAACCGGUGGACGAGGAGGAUUCGGAACCGAAACCGACCGAUUGUUCCAGUCCGGAUUCCAGUCAUUCAAUGGCCUUGACCGGUUCCUCGAAUACGUAUGGUGAUAUUCAUGUUCUGGUCGAGUCCGUGCAACGCUGUACCGGUUACUCUGUGCGUCAGCUUCGAUUACGUGUAGCCGUAGUCAUUUUGAAGGGCAUGGUCACUUCUGUAAAUCCGACUGGAAUGGUUGCAGUCCGUAAUUCAGAGGAGCGUCGUGUGACUCACUUUUGGUAUACCGCUUGGCCGGAUCACUCCUCGCCAGAAACCUCCCCAUCUUCCGCGCGUCAGCUUUUACAACUAGUCCAGGAUGCGGAAGCCUGUCGUCGUGAUUUUCCUUCUACUUCACUUGGAUCUCAACCUUCCCUAUCCAUCCCUCCUCUUGGCGCCCCCGAAACGGCUCAGCAACCGCAGCAGUUUCCGGUGAAAGCCGUAGCAACACGAUUGGCUGGCCUAUCUCCGCGCAGGACUGCCGGUAUUUUUACCGCUAUGACGACAACUGUUGAUACAUCUCCUGAUGGUAGUGGACCAAUUGUUGUUCAUUGCAGUGCUGGUCUAGGCCGAACCGGUUGUUUCAUUGCAUUGUGCAUUGGCUGUGAGCAGUUGCGUCGGGAGGGAAUGGCAGACAUUCUCCAAAUUACCGUGGCCCUCAGUCUGGAUGGAAAAUUUACCCAGGGCUGUGAGGCAGAUAGGCGCACGAGAGAUGCGCAUGCAUAUACACGCACGGUUGUGGUUACUCUGGACAAUCCACACGCCUGCUACUCGCCACGCUCUGAUUUGAUCAAUAUCGACCCACCGUGA
Molecule: messenger RNA, 3270 nt
Organism: Echinostoma caproni
Lineage: Eukaryota; Metazoa; Platyhelminthes; Trematoda; Plagiorchiida; Echinostomatidae
Source: the annotation of a GenBank genome assembly